Esox lucius (northern pike) is the source of this 2517-nucleotide messenger RNA. It is a transcript of the gene def6b, whose product is annotated as DEF6 guanine nucleotide exchange factor b. NCBI's taxonomy places the organism in Eukaryota, Metazoa, Chordata, Actinopteri, Esociformes, Esocidae. The transcript is spliced from 13 exons. The coding region runs from base 235 to 2106 and encodes 623 amino acids. The record is from RefSeq and is a predicted model, not a curated record. Gene Ontology annotation, cellular component: cytoplasm; nucleus.
CCAGCAGGCUCCGGACCUUGUAGGUUAAGAGUUUAAAACCCUUAAUAUUGGGCUUUGUAGACCAUGGCGUUCAGCCAAUCAUCCUUCAAGACAGGUGACACCAGUGAGUUGCAGGUCUGUCAGUGAAGGGCAGGAUGUGGGUGUUUUCUGAGAGGUCUGUGUGCCGUACACAAGCAAACAAUCACAUACACGCGAACACAGAGGAGGAGUAAAAUACACUGAGCGGAGGCAGUCAUGGAGUUGAGAGCUGAACUGCUGAAGUCCAUCUGGUAUGCCUUCACCUCUUUGGAUGUGGAGAAAAGCGGGAAGGUGUCCAAGUCCCAGCUAAAGGUGUUGUCUCAUAACCUGUACACUGCGCUAAACAUUCGACAUGACCCGGUGGCUCUAGAGGACCACUUCAGAGAUGAUGAUGACGGGCCGGUGUCCAACCAGGGCUACAUGCCCUACCUCAACAAAUUCAUUCUGGACAAGGUGGUUGAGGGGACGUUUGAUAAGGAGAAUGUAGAUUCGUUCUGUUGGACUCUUUGUGCCAAAAAGAACUACAGGCCUAAAAAUGAUGUGGGUGUUCUGUCAGAUAGAGAUGCCUUCCAUCUUUGGUGUCUUUUUAACUUCCUGUCUGAAGACAAAUAUCCCCUGGUUCUAGCCCCAGAGGAGGUGGAAUACCUCCUGAAGAAAAUCUGCUCCGCUAUCAGUGUGGAGUUGAGCUGUGUGGACAUUGAGGAGUUGAUUUCCAAAGAAGCUGUGCAGCAAAGUGGCAUCACAGUAUGGGCCUUCCUGGACUUUGUCAACACUGGGAGGCUGACCAAAGGGGUGGAGAAGGAAUCUGUUACCAUGGCAAUUGAGAAGGUCUACAGGGAGAUCGUAGGCAAUAUCAUAAAAGAGGGAUAUGUGUGGAAGAAGGGACACCUGCGGAGAAACUGGAACGAGCGCUGGUUUUCCCUCAGGCCCAGCACAAUGCAUUACUAUGUCAGUGAGGACCAGAAGGAGUGCAAAGGCUGCAUUGAGCUGGACCAGAACUGCUGUGUGGAGGUGCUUCCAGAGAGGGAGGGCAAGAGGUGCAUGUUCUGUGUGAAGACUCUAAGUAAGACCUACGAGAUGAGUGCCCCCGACACCAAACAGAGACAGGAGUGGACAACAGCAAUCCAGACCGCGAUCCGCCUGUGCGUGGAAGGGAAGAACUCCCUGCAUAAGGACCUAAAGCUGCGACGCAGGGAGCAGAGGGAGGAGAGAGAGAGGAGGCGCAUCGCCAAGGAGGAGGAGGAGCAACGUCUUCACCUCAUCCAUGAGGAGAGGGAGCGACAGCUGGUCGAGUUGGAGCUCUUGCAGGAGGCCCAGAGGCAGGCUCAGGCAGCUCUGCAAAAGGAGGAGCAGAAAAGGAGGCAGCAACAUGAAGAGCUGCAGAAUACCCUACAGGAGCAGCUACAACUGGCUGAAGAGGCUCGGGCUAGCAUGCAGGUAGAAAUGGCUAUGAAGGAGGUGGAGACGGAACGCCAGAGAAGGAGAAUCAGGGAGCUGGAGGACAUGCAGCUCCGCCUGGAGGAGGCGCUGCACCAGGAGAUCAGAGCUAGGCAGGACGAGGAGUCCUAUCGCCUUGCACAGGCCAGGCUACUGGUUGAGGAGGAGGAGAAGAUGAAAGCCCUGCUUGCCCUCCAGGAGGAACAGGAGCAAUACAUCCAGAAGACCCAAAAAGAGAAGCUGGAGCUUAGACAGGAGAUGGAAACCAAGUCCCAGGCUUUGGAGGAGGCCCAACACCAGCUGGAGAAGGUCCGAGCCAACCGGCAUAGAAUGGACCAGGACAUUGCAACAGCCCAAAGAAAGCUGAGACAAGCCAGCACCAGCGUCAAACACUGGAACGUACAGAUGAACAGGCUGAUGCAUCCUAUUGGACCAGGGGAACGAAGGUCCUCGCUGCCGACGGUGCGCGUACCCUCCCUACGAGACCCGGGCCUGCAUUUGUACCACCAGAGGAGUGAGGAGAGAGAGAAAAAAAGGUUGAGUGAGCAAGGGAAGACAGAGGAAAAUAAUAGAGAUGAAGGAGGGAUAGUCAGUGGGAGAGAGGAGAGGCGCCCCUCUCAUGCCUCCAAUGGUGACAUGGACUGUACCUGAUCCUCGACAACCAGCUAACAACAUUAAUGUAAAUACCAUCAAAUCACCAGACAUCACCUCCAGUUUACUUAUGUUCACAUCCAGUUUAGUUUUUUGCCUGAAAGAUAAUGUGAGUUUUCUCUUGCUAUUCUCUCUUUUCCUUUUAAUUCUUUGUCAAUUACUAUUACAGGGAAAAUGUUGCUAAAAUAAUGCUAAUCAUUUUUGGUGCUUUUAUGCGAGGAAAGUCUUCAACCACAAGCCAUGAUUAAUUCUAUUUUCUAUCAUUCUCUCACUGAAAAGAAACACUCCAAAUCAAAAGAGUAGCCAUGUCAUUCAUAAUGUUUGUAAUGAAACGACCUGAUUCAAAAUAAAUUUCAGGACAGCCUUGACGAUGACUUUUUGUCCAAUUUUACAUUAUCCUAAACUGAAUAA